GCAGCCUGGGCUGCGCAGCGGAAGACGACGCAUGCGUGCUUUUUCGAUUGCUCUCGCGGCGGGGCAAGAGGGGCGCGUGAGGCUCGAAGCGGAGAGAGGCAAAAACCCGGAGAAGCAGAGAUGGUGAAGCUGACGGCCGAGCUCAUUGAGCAGGCGGCGCAAUACACCAACGCCGUGCGGGACCGAGAGCUUGAUUUGCGUGGGUAUAAGAUCCCUGUGAUUGAGAACUUGGGUGCCACCCUGGACCAGUUUGAUGCCAUCGAUUUCUCCGACAAUGAGAUUCGGAAGUUAGAUGGGUUUCCACUGCUGAAGAGGCUGAAAACGUUGCUGAUGAAUAACAACAGGUUAAGCCGAAUCGGUGAGGCACUUGAGCAGUCUAUACCAAAUCUUACGGAACUUAUUCUUACCAACAACAACAUCCUGGAGCUGGGUGAUCUGGAUCCUCUGGCAACUGUUAAAUCACUGACUUAUCUAAGUAUUUUGAGGAACCCUGUGACAAAUAAGAAGCAUUAUAGGUUGUAUGUAAUCCACAAGGUCCCACAAGUUAGAGUACUGGAUUUCCAGAAAGUGAAAUUAAAAGAGCGUCAGGAGGCAGAGAAAAUGUUCAAGGGCAAACGGGGUGCCCAGCUUGCAAAGGAUAUUGCCAGGAGAACAAAAACUUUCAACCCAGGUGCUGGUUUACCAACUGACAAAAAGAAAGCUGGGCCAUCCCCAGGCGAUGUGGAGGCUAUUAAGAAUGCCAUUGCCAAUGCCACAACCCUGGCGGAAGUCGAGAGGCUCAAAGGCUUGCUGCAGGCUGGUCAGAUACCCGGCCGAGACCGCAAAGCAGGCCCCUCGGAUGAUGCUGAAGAAGAGAUGGAAGAAGACUCCAUGGCGAACGGAACUUAAGAUGCAUUUUUCUGCCUCUGGAUAGUCCAUAGAAUUCUGUUGUAUCAUUGUUGAUUUGUCAAAGCUUCUGGAUUUAUUGUUGGGAGUGCAGGGUUUUUUUGUAUGUUUGUUUAAGGUUUUGUUCUAUUAUAUGUGAACUAUGGUUUGUAAAUUUUUAUACUGUACUUUAUUUUGAGGUAAAAUAAAACUCCUCCCUCCAAGUGCA
Messenger RNA from Hemicordylus capensis (graceful crag lizard), 1093 nucleotides. It is a transcript of the gene SNRPA1, whose product is annotated as small nuclear ribonucleoprotein polypeptide A'. NCBI's taxonomy places the organism in Eukaryota, Metazoa, Chordata, Lepidosauria, Squamata, Cordylidae. The record is from RefSeq and is a predicted model, not a curated record. Gene Ontology annotation, biological process: mRNA splicing, via spliceosome. The transcript is spliced from 9 exons. Gene Ontology annotation, molecular function: U2 snRNA binding; protein binding. Bases 121 to 888 code for a protein of 255 amino acids. Gene Ontology annotation, cellular component: U2 snRNP.